GGGACGUGAGGGAGAGCAGAUAGUUUGUGCUCGUGGUGGAUAGCUCCAGGUAAACCUUUCUUGGCUGUUGUAACUGUAUUCCUAAAUGCGAACCCGGUACGAAAGUCAAAGGUGAACCAACAUUUACAAAAUGUCAAUGACCUUCAUAUUUAUCUUGCUUUUAGUUCCAGUAUUUGUUUCUAUGAAGCGUUGUGGUCCCGGAAUCUAUGGACAACGUUGUGACAAGCCGUGCAAUGUGAACUGCCACCCUCACACCAACAACAAUACAUAUUGUGAUAAAGACACCGGGAAAUGCUUACAGGGUUGUGUUUCCGGAUGGAGUAGUGACCAAUGCAAUUUCCCUUGUAGCAAGACUUGCAUUGGUAACGUAUGCAGUCAACAAACUGGGCGGUGCACAAAAGGUUGCAAAGGAAUCUACAGAGGGGAUAUGUGUGACGAAUAUGAAGUUCCAGUGAGGAUUUCCAAGAAGCGUUGUGGUCAAGGGUUCUAUGGAAAACGUUGCGACAAGACGUGCAAUGUGAACUGCCACCCUCACACCAACAACAAUACCUAUUGUGAUAAAAACACUGGGAAAUGCUUACAGGGUUGUGUUUCCGGAUGGAGUAGUGACACAUGCAAUUUCCCUUGUAGCAAGAACUGCAUUGAUCACAUAUGCAAUCAAAACACUGGGUGGUGCACAAAAGGUUGCAAAGGAAACUACGGAGGGGAUAUGUGUAACGAAUAUGAAGUUCCAGUGAGGAUUUCCAAGAAGCGUUGUGGUCCCGGAAUCUAUGGAAAACGUUGUGACAAGCCGUGCAAUGUGAACUGCCACCCUCACACCAACAACAAUACAUAUUGUGAUAAAGACACCGGGAAAUGCUUACAUGGUUGUAUUUCCGGAUGGAGUAGUGACAAAUGCAAUUUCCCUUGUCGCAAGAAUUGCAUCGAUCACAUAUGCAACCAACAAACUGGGCAGUGCACAGAAGGUUGCAAAGGAAACCACAGAGGGGAUAUGUGUGACGAAUAUGAAGUUCCAGUGAGGAUUUCCAAGAAGCGUUGUGGUCCUGGAAUCUAUGGACAACGUUGUGACAGGCUAUGCAAUGUGAACUGCCACCCUCACACCAACAACAAUACAUAUUGUGAUAAAGACACCGGGAAAUGCUUACAGGGUUGUGUUUCCGGAUGGAGUAGUGACCAAUGCAAUUUCCCUUGUAGCAAGACUUGCAUUGGUAACAUAUGCAGUCAACAAACUGGGCGGUGCACAAAAGGUUGCAAAGGAAACUACAGAGGGGAUAUGUGUGACGAAUAUGAAGUUUCAGGAGUAUCUCGGGAGAGACAUUGUGAUCUGGGAUUCUUUGGAAAACGUUGCGACAAGCGUUGCAAUGCUAAAUGCCUCUCUCAUACCGACUACAGUCCCUUUUGUGAUAAACACAGCGGAAAAUGCCGACAUGGUUGUGUUUCUGGAUGGAGUGGUGAGGAUUGCUCUACCGCUUGUAGCAAGAAUUGCAUUAACCAUAGUUGUCAUCAACAAACUGGGAAGUGCACAACAGGUUGCAGAGGAAACUACAGAGGUGAUACGUGUGACGAAGAUGAAGUGACAAGAAACGAUCCACCACCAAGACACGACCAGGAAGUGACAGAUGGAGCCAAGCGAGUCGUCCUAAAGUUGGUCUUCGCCACUGGUGUGUUAUUCGUCCUCGUAGUAUUGACAGCCAUCACUGCGGUUCUCUUGGUGAGAUGCUUUUCCAGCAAAUAAGG
Messenger RNA from Haliotis rufescens (red abalone), 1737 nucleotides. RefSeq names its product protein draper-like. The record is from RefSeq and is a predicted model, not a curated record. Bases 131 to 1735 code for a protein of 534 amino acids. Gene Ontology annotation, molecular function: scavenger receptor activity. The transcript has 9 exons. Lineage: Eukaryota; Metazoa; Mollusca; Gastropoda; Lepetellida; Haliotidae.